AUGAAUGUGAUCGAGUGGGCAUUCGGAAAGCGCAUGACACCGGCAGAGCGCCUGCGCAAACAUCAAAGGGCUCUCGACCGAACGCAGCGUGAAUUGGAUCGGGAGAGGACCAAGUUGGAAAAUCAGGAGAAGAAGUUGGUACAAGACAUCAAGAAGAGCGCCAAGAAUGGUCAGGUUGGAGCCUGCAAGAUCCAGGCCAAAGACCUAGUCAGGACCAGGCGGUACAUCCAAAAAUUCUAUCAAAUGCGAACACAACUUCAAGCAAUUUCCCUGCGCAUUCAGACCGUUCGCAGCAAUGAGCAGAUGAUGCAGUCAAUGAAAGGCGCAACGAUGCUAUUGGGUAGUAUGAAUCGACAAAUGAACCUCCCCGCGCUGCAGCGAAUUGCCAUGGAGUUCGAACGAGAAAAUGAUAUUAUGGAUCAACGACAAGAAAUGAUGGAUGACGCAAUAGACGAGGCAACUGGGAUGGAGGGUGAGGAGGAAGAAGGGGAAGACAUUGUCAAGGAAAUCUUGGACGAAAUAGGUGUCGACCUUGGCCAGGCGCUGGGUGAGGCACCUACAGACAUACAGAAGACUGCAGUUGGCGAAACCCGAGUUGCGCAACCGGUUGGCGCUGGGGGAAGUUCAGCUGAUGACGAUCUGCAAGCGAGGCUGGACAGCCUUCGAAGAUGA
This is a messenger RNA of Aspergillus alliaceus, 672 nucleotides long. Its product is annotated as ESCRT-III subunit protein DID4. The record is from RefSeq and is a predicted model, not a curated record. The transcript has 5 exons. Gene Ontology annotation, biological process: late endosome to vacuole transport; protein transport; endosome transport via multivesicular body sorting pathway. NCBI's taxonomy places the organism in Eukaryota, Fungi, Ascomycota, Eurotiomycetes, Eurotiales, Aspergillaceae. The coding region runs from base 1 to 672 and encodes 223 amino acids. Gene Ontology annotation, cellular component: ESCRT III complex; multivesicular body.